AUGAAAGAAGAUCGAAAAUAAUAAAAAAACAAUCAAGGAUUGUACUAAUGGGUUGUUCUUACAAGUUUUUGCUUGAAUUCAAUAUCAAAUAUAUUUAUGUUUACAGGGUUAACACCAAUUUGGUCUGAAGUGGCCAUAUAUUAUGGCACUACUGACUAUGAUUUAAAUUGGUUUACAAACAUGUACUACAUUACUUUAAUAAUAUUUUCCUACUUAUUCAAUCCUAUCAUCAUUAAAUACUUCGGAAUCUCAUAAUUAUUAAGCUGUUGCCUAACAUCAUUAGGACUUUGGCUGCUAUAUUAUGUGAAACAUAAUUAUUAGUUGGGACUUUUAUGCUUUGGAUUAAUAGGCUUAGGAGAAGCCUUCUAUUUCUAAGUCCCUUUGUAUUUAUCCAAGCUUUGGUUCGCACAUGAUCAAAGAAUUAUAUCAACAUUUAUUGCCUAAUAUUCGAAUAAUAUAGGAAUGCUAUUAGGAUAUACAGUUUCAUCCGUUUAUUUUAAUGAUAUUGAUGAAAGUGAAUUCGACUAGCGAUUUGAAAAUUUGAUUUUAUUUAAUGCAAUUUUAGCUACGAUUGUUUUGGGAUGUAAUUUUACAACUUUAAAAUCCCCUUCAAUCCAUCUUGAUAUUAUUGAAAUCAGACUUUCUAUUUGGGAAUCUAUAAAAAAAAUUAUAAUGGCUGAAGAAGCUAUAUUUGAUUUUUUGUCUAUUUCUUCAUUUAUAGGAUUAAGUUGGUGCUACACAAUACUAUUUGGAACUCAAUAAUAUUAAUUGGGCUAAACUUAUUUUUAAGUUACUUAAACUAAUAUAUACUUCUAAGUUGGGUAAAUAGCGGCUGCUGCUUACUGUACAUGGUAAUUAUAACGGUAGUCCAAAGCUGGAAUUCAAUAAGAUUAUGAUAAAUAGAUAAAAACUGUUAUUAGUUUAGGAUUUUGGAUGCUAGUUUUCGAAAUAAUUUUAUUUGAAUAUAUCCCUUUCGUAAUUUUAGUUUUCAUCAAUUUCUUUAUUGGAGCAGGCCUAGGAGGAUUAUAUUCAGUAUUUUUGGAAUCCUUAAUGGAGAAGCAUUUUCCAGUCUAAGAAUUGGCAAUUGGUUCUAUUUUUGCUUCCAUUUCUAGUACUGUUUCUCUCACAAUAACAAUGACAUUAGUAAUCCCUAAAUUUCUAAAGUAUGGAUUUCAAAUAUCUUGUUAUCUGAUGAUUAUACCGUUUAGCUACAUAGUUUUAUUCUACAAGACUCAAUUUCGAAGAUUUGAAGCCGAAGCUUGA
Molecule: messenger RNA, 1263 nt
Organism: Paramecium tetraurelia
Lineage: Eukaryota; Ciliophora; Oligohymenophorea; Peniculida; Parameciidae
Exons: 6
Biological process (GO): transmembrane transport
Cellular component (GO): membrane
Molecular function (GO): transmembrane transporter activity
Source: RefSeq, a predicted model, not a curated record